Messenger RNA from Brienomyrus brachyistius, 3095 nucleotides. RefSeq lists its product as uncharacterized. The record is from RefSeq and is a predicted model, not a curated record. Bases 162 to 1688 code for a protein of 508 amino acids. Gene Ontology annotation, cellular component: intermediate filament. NCBI's taxonomy places the organism in Eukaryota, Metazoa, Chordata, Actinopteri, Osteoglossiformes, Mormyridae. The transcript has 4 exons. Gene Ontology annotation, molecular function: structural molecule activity.
UCCUGCUCAGACCGCACUCGCUUCUCUCAGCCUCCUUCUCUCCCGCAUACAUACCGCGCGCACACACACGCACGCACAUACACGCACAGACACACACGACCACUGAUAACAGACCACUCUGCAGCAGGUGAAGAGCACUCCGGUGAUCGUUCCUUUUCAAGAUGAGUUAUUCUAGUGACAUGUACUCCAGCAGCUCCUAUCGGAAGAUCUUCGGCGAUGCUCCUCGGAUGUCAGGACGCAUAUCAUUGAGCAGCAGCCCGUCCCGUAGCUCGGCGACAUACCGCUCUAGCUCCCAGCUUCGUGGCUAUGGCUCCGCGCCUACAAUGCUGCCCUCCAGUUACCGCAGCAAGCUGGGCGCCGGUCGCAGCGGGUUCUCCUGUCUGCCGGAAUCCAUUGACUUGUCGCAAUCCACGGCCAUCACCAAUGAGCUGAAGAUAAUUCGCACGAACGAAAAGGAGCAGCUGCAGGGCCUUAACGAUCGCUUUGUCACCUUCAUCGAGAAAGUACACAACCUAGAACAGCAGAACAAGGUGCUUGAGGCAGAGGUCACCCUGCUGCGCCAGCGCCACUCGGAGCCGUCACGUCUGCAUGAUCUGUACGAACAGGAGAUACGAGAGCUCAGGGCGAGGGUGGAGGAGCUUACCCACGAAAAGAGCCAGAUGCACCUUGACUGUGUGCAGAUGAAGGAGGCGCUGGAUCGGGUGAAGGAGAAGCUGGAAGAGGAGGCGAAACUCCGUGAAGAAGCCGAGGGCACCCUCAAGGGGUAUCGCAAGGACGUGGACGACGCCACCCUUUCACGCCUGGAGCUCGAGAAGAAAGUCGAGUCAUUGCUGGAUGAGAUCGCGUUCCUCAGGAAAGUUCAUGAGGAGGAGCUGCAAGAGUUGCAGGCAUCUUUGCAAGCCUCACAGGUGUCUGUGGAGAUGGACGUGAGCAAGCCCGACCUGGCAGUGGCGCUGAGGGACAUCCGGGCCCAGUACGAAGCCCUUUCCUCUCGGAACCAGCAGCAGGCUGAGGAAUGGUACCGCUCCAAGUUCGCCAGCGUGACCGAGGCUGCGGCCCGUAACUCGGAUGUGGUCAAGCAGACGAAGGAGGAGCUGAGCGAGUACCGGAGACAGGUUCAGGCCCGUACCCUGGAGGUGGAGGCCCUUAGGGGCCACAACGAGGCUCUGGAGAGGCAGCUUGCUGAAAUGGAGGAUCGCCACAGUGGCGAGAUCGGAGAGCUGCAGGACACCAUCCAGCAGCUGGAAACUGCCCUGCGCAACACCAAAGGUGAGAUGUCUCGCCACCUGCGUGAGUACCAGGACCUCCUCAACGUGAAAAUGGCCCUGGACAUCGAAAUUGCCGCCUACAGGAAGCUGCUGGAGGGAGAGGAGUGCCGGAUGAGUAACGUCGGCGGGGCCAUGAUCAUGUCGGGCUUUAGCCACUCUGCCGCCCGCUCCUACGUCCUGAGUACCGCCGCCACCUACAGGAAGAUGGGCAGCAAGGCAGAGGAGGAAGAAGAAGAGGAAGAGGAAGGGGAGGAGGAAGAGGAGAAGGAAGAAGAGGAGGAGGGGGAGGAGGAGGAGGAGGAAGGAGAGGGUGAGGAAGGCGAGGAGCAAGAAGAAGCUGAAGAGGAAGAAGAGCCGGAGCAGGAAGAAGAAAAAGAUGAAAAGAAGGGAGCAUCUGUGAAGAAGGGAAGCAAGAGCUAAACAUGCUGAGUCACUGUCUGUGUCCAGCAACACGCUCUGCUCUCCAUCCACAUUCCAUAGCAUCUGAUCCCUAAUCUCCAUCCUACAGACACACAUACACACACUUGUCCCGUCAGUUUCUUUCCAUAUGCUUUGCUUUCUGGGACAGAGUCAGCUGCCAGUUACUCGCAUCAGGCUAUAAAGUGACCAGUGCUAAUUUCAAAAACCAGAUCACAGUAAAACUAACAUGCAAUCACCACAACACACACACACCUUUCCUUAGAAUUAGCAUUUGCAAAUGUAGCACAUGACCACAGUCGUUGUGUUCUCAUGAUGGUGGUGUGGUCACACCGUGAGGUCAGGACCGACAGCAUGAGCGCACGCUUGUUAGGUUCCGAUGUUUGAAUCUGAGGAAAGGUUUUGGCCGGCUGGGUAGCACCCGGAUUCUGUACCCCAGAGUUAUGGUGCUGAUUAAUGCAGAGGCACUGAAAACUUGCGUUACUGAGCCAAAGCAGGCAGCAAACCAACACCUUCCGCAGCACACUUAGACACAUCGUGGGACAAAAUCGCAGCUGGUGUCCUGCAUGUCUCCCCCCUCGGCUUUACUCACCGGGUGAAGGUAUAGGAUAGUCCAGCCAUUGCUCUUUUUCUUUCCAACACAUGGCAAAGUUAUCAUCUCGCCCAUCUUUUCUUACUUUGCCUGUUUAACUACGCUAACCUCGGUCAAAGCAUGGCGAAAAACAAAAUAGAUUAAUAUUGACAAGAGCAGAGACAGAAGCCGAAGUUGCUUCCUGGGGAAUGAAUAACCAGCAGGGAAUGAAAACGUAGAAAAGAUAAUUUGCUACUUAUCAUUCUGCGCCUUUUAUGUUCCAGUUAAAAAUAUCACUCCUUGAUUGAUUCACUUAUCUUAACUAAAUCUCAGCUGAAGCAGCUUCUCCUCCUUAACGUUCAUCUUUGGGAAGACAGACUGGAGCUGUUCUGCCUGAUAGGAGGCCAAAGCAGCCCUUCAGUGUCGACUGCAGUAGGGUGUGGGGGGGGCAUGUAUCUCUGUUUGGGGGAGUGACUUACUGUUCACGUUUUCCGGGCGCGACGUUUGUGGUUUGCUUCGGACAGGUCAAAGGUCGUCUGGGGCUGACAGGGAUGGCACUCUUUUCCGGGGCUGCGUCUGACUCUCACAUGGGUGCCGUUUGCUGUGGAAGGGGCGGUUCCUGCAGUGAGUCACACAAAGCUAGCCUGAUGUAGUGGGGGUGAGAAUUAAGAAGAGAAGAAUAUGAGAUGGGCUGAGAAGAAACACCAGUGCAAAUAUCUCAUUUCAGCAAAAUUUGGAUGGUAGUAAAUCGGUCUUUAUAGCAGUGCUACUUCACCUGGUCCCCCUGUGGACUGGGCUGAGAAACACUGUACUGGAGAGAGUGAAAGGGGGCGGGGGGG